Molecule: messenger RNA, 967 nt
Organism: Lipotes vexillifer (Yangtze River dolphin)
Lineage: Eukaryota; Metazoa; Chordata; Mammalia; Artiodactyla; Lipotidae
Gene: PHETA2
Product: PH domain containing endocytic trafficking adaptor 2
Exons: 2
Coding region: 77-865 (262 amino acids)
Biological process (GO): retrograde transport, endosome to Golgi; endosome organization; receptor recycling
Cellular component (GO): trans-Golgi network; recycling endosome; early endosome
Source: RefSeq, a predicted model, not a curated record
CACGUGGUCAAAGGGCUGAGACGUGUGGCCAGACAAGAGAGGCCCCUGCCUUUGCCCAGUGAGCUCUGCUGUUCUUAUGCGAGCCAUGAAGCUGAACGAGAGGAGUGUGGCCCACUAUGCCCUGAGCGACUCCCCAGCAGACCACGCAGGCUUCCUGCGCACUUGGGGGGGUGCAGGGACUCCACCCACCCCCAGUGGCACUGGCCGAAGGUGCUGGUUUGUCCUUAAAGGCAACCUGCUGUUCUCCUUUGAGAGUCGAGAGGGCCGGGCCCCACUGAGCCUAGUGGUGCUGGAGGGCUGCACAGUGGAGUUGGCCGAGGCUCCCAUGCCUGAAGAGUUUGCCUUUGCCAUCCGCUUCGACGCCCCUGGAGUGCGCCCACACCUGCUCGCGGCAGAUGGGCCAGCGGCCCAGGAGGCCUGGGUGAAGGCACUGUCCAGGGCAAGCUUUGGCUACAUGCGCCUGGUGGUGCGUGAGCUGGAGAGCCAGUUGCGUGAUGCCCGCCACAGCCUGGACCUGCAUCGCCACUCAUCUUGGAAGGCCAUUCCUAGCCGCUGUAAGCCCCAGGCUCCUGACCACUGGUCUCCUGGCCUGGAGAACGGUCACUCCCUCUCCAGAGAUUGCAGCCCUAUGGCCUUGGUGGAAGAAGGGGGCAGCAGGCCAGCAGGGCGGGGCUUGGCCGAGUGGGAGUUGCAGGGCCCUGCCAGCCUCCUUCUAGGCAGGGGGCAGAGCCCCGUGUCCCCUGAGACCUCCUGCUUCUCUACUCUACAUGACUGGUAUGGCCAGGAGAUUAUGGAGCUGAGGCGGUUGUGGCUGCAGAGUGCCCAGGGGAGCCAGCCAGAAUGUGAGGAACAGGAUAGGCCCUGAGCCUGGGCCCUUCGGGUUCAGCCCUUGUCCUGCUGGUCAGGACACCAGGGCCAGUGCUUUUUCAAGAGUUUAAUGUGUACUGGUUUCUGAAGUUGCUGUUGG